Messenger RNA from Sesamum indicum (sesame), 1583 nucleotides. RefSeq names its product Protein phosphatase 2C family protein. NCBI's taxonomy places the organism in Eukaryota, Viridiplantae, Streptophyta, Magnoliopsida, Lamiales, Pedaliaceae. Gene Ontology annotation, molecular function: protein serine/threonine phosphatase activity; cation binding. The record is from RefSeq and is a predicted model, not a curated record. Gene Ontology annotation, biological process: protein dephosphorylation.
ACCUAAUUUCACAAUAUAAUAAUACUAUUCUCUCUAACUCUCUUUUUCCCCCUUUCUCUUUCUCACACGCACCGCAGCGCAAGAACAUUCAUCUCUGGAGAAAACCCUCUUCAAAAUUGUUACUGCUUUCUUCUGAUUCCAUUUCUGCCCAAUUGCUAUAAUCAAUCAAUCAAUUAUGGUGGCAGACGCCCAAGUUUUUUGUCAUCCAACCCUCGCCGUUCAGUACCUUUGUCUUCCGUCUCCCACGGCGCCAAAAAUUGAGCCCGAUAUUUUCGAUGUCGCUCGCGACCCUACUGAUACGCCGAUCUCCAUCGACCUCUCUCGUCGUGACUCGGCUCUAAGCUGCUCCACAAGUGUACCGACCACCACACUAUUUGAUUCUACAACCAGAAAGUAUGCUCCAAAAAUUCGAUCAGGUAGCCACACUGAUAUUGGGCCUCGCAGUUCUAAUGAGGAUGAGCACAUUCGAAUUGAUGACCUAUGCUCUCACUUGGGAUCCAACUAUACUUGGCCUGAGUCAAGUUCUUUUUAUGCUGUAUUUGAUGGUCAUGGUGGCCCUGAUGCAGCAGUUUACAUGAAGAACAAUGCAAUGAGAUUUUUCUUUGAGGAUGCUGAAUUGCCUCAAACAGCUGAUAUUGAUGAGAAGUUCUUGCAGGAUUUGGAAACUUCUCAUCGCAAAUCAUUUUUACUAGCUGAUAAAGCAUUGGCUGAUGAACACAGUAUUAUCGAUUCGUAUUGCGGAACAACAGCACUUACUGCACUGGUUCUUGGAAGGCAUCUGCUUAUAGCAAAUGCUGGCGACUGUCGGGCUGUUCUUUGUAGGAAAGGAAAUGCUGUUCAGCUAUCGCAAGAUCACAGGCCCUCUUGUCAGGUGGAACGACAAAGGGUUGAGAAUUUGGGUGGUACUAUUGAAUAUGGAUACCUGAAUGGUGAACUUGCUGUUACUCGAGCUCUUGGAGACUGGUACAUGAAACUCCCAUUUGGUUCUGCAUCACCACUUACAGCUGAGCCAGAAUUUCAAUGGACUUUGUUGACUGAGGACGAUGAAUUCUUGAUAAUUGGAUGUGAUGGGAUUUGGGAUGUUAUAUCAAACCAGGAGGCAGUUAGCCUAGUACAUAGUGAGCUUAGGCUUCACAAGGACCCGCAGCAGUGUGCCAGAGAGCUCAUCAAUCAAGCAUUAAUGCGGGAUACAUGCGACAAUGUGACAGCCAUUAUUGUGUGUUUCUCUUCCCCUGAGAAUCAGGACUCAGUUGCUUCUCGAAGGCCGAGAUUGAGACUCUGCAUGUCCGAUGAGGCACGGAGCAAGUUGAGGAGCUUAUUAGAAGGCAAUUGAAUGCAAAUCCGUUGGUAUAAUUACUUGCCUUGGGCAGACUGCUAGAGCUAUAGCAAGAUUGUUUGUACAGAUGAUUACAUCUAUGAUUCUUUGAGUCAAUUUUGAGGUGGCGAUAGAUACAAGUGGGAAAAGUAACCCUGAGGUGUGUUAGGAGUAGAUUGAAGAUAAAAUUUUGGUAGCUGGUGAGUUAUGCCAGAAUAUUAUUUGGAUUAAAACAGUUUUGAUGAUGAUGAUGGGAUUUAUUUCUGUA